Zeugodacus cucurbitae (melon fly) is the source of this 4208-nucleotide messenger RNA. RefSeq names its product RNA polymerase II-associated protein 1. NCBI's taxonomy places the organism in Eukaryota, Metazoa, Arthropoda, Insecta, Diptera, Tephritidae. Gene Ontology annotation, biological process: transcription by RNA polymerase II. Gene Ontology annotation, cellular component: nucleus. The transcript is spliced from 16 exons. The record is from RefSeq and is a predicted model, not a curated record. Bases 138 to 3812 code for a protein of 1224 amino acids.
AUUUCGUGUUCGUCUGGCAGCAUCACGAUAACAUAUGACAAUUGUUUAUUUGCAUUCGCGCGAAUUGGAUGUGCGAUUUUUGUAAACUUAUUUAAAAUUAUUUUUAAUAGUUUGUGGUGAAAUAAUACAAUUUAAAAAUGAUAAAACGUCCACAAAGUGGUGAAACUGAGGAGGACAUACUGCGGAUGCAAAAUGAGUUCUUGUCGCAAAGGGCGAAAAAUCCGAAACUGCAGCCGUCGGCGCAGGUUGUUAAAGUGCCAAAAGAAACAAAAAAAUCAUUAUUUGUGAGGAGUCGCCAGAAAGCAAGUGAAAAAGCUGCUGAUGUCAAUACGGACAAUAAAACUAUAAACGUAGAGCAAGUUUCAACAGUCAACCAAGAAAUCUUGGGUGAAAUACAUGAGAAAAUCGUUGGAAAUUUGGAAAUAAAUAAUUCAGAGAAGUUCACAGAUAUAGUGCUUGGUGAUAUUGUAGAAAAAAAAUUCGAUGCUCCAAUGCUGACUGACAUUGUGGAAAAUGACGAAAAAGUUGGAUUUCCAACUAUAAAAUUAACAACAUUUGAAAAACCCUCAAAAAGUGGCAAAAGUAUAUUUGCAACUGCAGCUUUAAGUAAACAGCAAAUUAAGAAAAUCGAUGCACCGGCGCCCUCUGAAGAUGUGUCAACAAUUUAUGGUAACGAAAGUGUGAUAGUCAGCAAUUCUACAAUUGCAGCGGAAGUGCACAAAGAAAACUUAGAUGUUUUAAGUAAAAUGAGUAGAGAUGAUAUCUUGGCAGAAAGAGAAAAAUUGCUCAAUUCUAUUGAUCCCACAUUAUUGGAAUUGUUGAAAAAGCGGCGGCAAGAGAAAUCGAAUCAGCUUACAAAGAGUAUGGCACCUACUACUAACAUUAAAUCCACUGAGAAGGUUAAAAUACCAGAACCUAUGGAUGUGAACACCGUACUAACACCAACGAAUGUGGCAUAUGAACUAUUACAACAAAGUGAAGCCGAAAAUUGGGUACAUUUCAAUGUAGUUGAGACAGAUAAACUCAAAUGGUUGCGUGAUGUUGGCGAAAAUACGGCGAAUGUGAAACCAGGUGAGCAAUUUGAAGCGCGUUUCGAUUGGAAGGGUGUGCUACUACCAUACGCCGUUGAAAACGUAAAAACUGGAGAAAACACAACAGCGAGUAAUGCUCCUGCAAAAGAUGAUAGAGAACUUUAUCUGCAUGGAGAAGAGCCACAUCGACCUGGCUACACAUUGCAGGAACUCUUUCGCUUAGCACGCUCCAAUAUUAUGCAACAACGCAUAUCGGCAUUCGGUGCGAUUGGUGGUAUACUAAGCAUAUACAAUCAAGGCUUUUAUGAUGGUGUCUUAGAGUUGCCAAUUUCGAAAAUAUUCUUCUUACUACGUCUUGGACUUGAUGACAACACGCCAGCUGUGUUGGAGGUUGUGUCUAGAGCGCUAGCUUUUCUCUUUUAUAACGAGGCCGAUGAGACCUUACUGGAUUUCAUUUUCGACAAUCCCGGCUGUCAUUGGCAACCAAGUUUGGCAACAGUCGACAUGAGCACUGAUAUUAAAGAUCUGAAUGCGUUGGAAAAUUUACAAAAACAAAUGCAACAACUGCAAAUGCAUGACGAAAGCAAUCGUUCCUUGUAUCGUAGUGAUUUCGAAGACAACGAAAAUGAGGAGAGUAAAACUUCCAUGAGCGAUUUUCAAUUGGCGGAAACUAAUUUAAUUGAAUGUCUGUUGCGUACAAAUAUUCUACAGCGCAUUUAUUUUAUUUUGAGCGCCGUCAAGCCGGAAAACAGCACCGUUACAUCAUGCGUAAAACUACUCAUACGCUUGGCGCGCACAAAUAAAGAGAUCGCUGGGCAAAUCGUCGCCAAUAACCAGUUGAUGCAGUGUAUUUUUGAACAUUUCUUGCCGGACUUGACAAGCGCUGAAACCAACUUGUCUACGCCGCAAUUUUAUAAUCAACCUCAAUUUUUGUGCCUUAAACUCGUGCGUAUUUUAAUUACACAAAAUCUCGGCAUUGCUGUGCGUUUAAUGAACAUGAAGCUAUCGGAUAUUCUGAUCAACUAUUUAUCGUACCGCAGCGAUAUUAAAGAUGCCAUGAUUAAAGUGCAAAUUGAGUGCUUGCGUAUUGUGCGUUGUCUGCUUUUGUUGCGUAUUGACGAUUCGCUUUACAGCAGUUUGGACUCCGCCUUCUAUAAUAUGCUGCAGUGGCAUUGCAAUUACCUGAAGUUUGAGUUGGGCGGUCCAUAUUUGUUGCGACAACACGCUUCGGCUUUAUUAAUGGCAAUUAGCAGUGAACCUUCCUGUGCGAAGUCAAAUCGUAUUUUGAGUGAAACGCUCAAUAAAUGCUGUUCCGCCUGGUUUUAUCGUGCGACACGAAGUGAUGUAACGGAGUUCUCCCAAACCACCCUACUCAGCGCCUGCCUGCAUGUGGUCAACUGGCAACUGCAACGCGAUGAAGCUACAUAUUUUCACGAAUUUAUUACGAAAUAUUUGCGUGAUUUUCUACUUUCCGUAUCGUUUACGAAAUGUGUGCAGCAAUUAAUCACCUCCUCGGUAAUACUGCGCAAGUCAGGCGAUCGCCGUUAUAUGCACACGCCGUUACCUAAUGUGGGCGCCGUGUUGACGCAUGAGGAUGGCCCACAAUUAAUUAUACCGCAAGCGUAUAGCGUUUUUUUGCUCAACACCCUGUGGUCUCACAUCGAGUUGCAAAUGCGUCGAAGUCAAAAUGUAGCGCACAAACAACUGUUAGAUGCUUUAAUGACGCCUCAAAUAGCGGAGACUUUUGUGCAAUAUCUCACAUUGCUCUCCAAUAAUUUGAAUCAUUAUCUAUGCAGUAAUUUCUAUGCGAAAAUCGAAGUCUCAUUCGUUUAUAAGCUGCUGGGCUGCGGAGAUUUGCUAAAGCACUUCAACUCCUCGCAAAUACUGCAAUUGGUCUAUAAUUAUUUGUGCUGUCUCGGCGCGGAGCAUAUACUCGAGAUAGAGCAACUUUUCGAACGCAUAAUAUUCAAUACGCAGUAUUUAAAUGUGUCCGAGGCGGCGUUAAACAAAUGGAAGGAGGUUUUUGUCAGCUUGGCGCAGACGCACUACAUUGUUGUGGAACCCUCGAAUUUAAGCUUAACGAAGUCAUCACACACGAAUGCUAUUUUAACACGUGAUUGGCCUUACUUUUUCUUCAAAAUCAUAUUACAAAACUUUAUUGAUAAUGCGCCACACAAAAUAACGGUGGAUUGCUCUGAACGUGAUAUCUUGGAAAUGACCCUAACACUCGUCACCGAAUUGGAGGAUUCAAGCUCAGAUUUGAAAAUUGUAACGCCUACGGAAGAGCUUAUGUAUGCUAUGACUGCCUUUAUGGGACCCGAAAGUGAAUUUCUGAAUGAGGAAAUACAUCCCUUGCUGCGUAAACAUUUGUUGCGGUUUUAUGAUAAAUAUCAGGAUUAUACUUUCGAUUUGGAUAAGGCUGUUAUAGGCAAAUGCAAAUUCGAAAGCUUAUACUCCUUAUUCGUCGAUCACUACCAAGCCACCAGCUACGGUGAUGAAUUAUUCGGUUCCUUAGUACUAGUGCCAAUGGCACAGAAAUACGACAGCAAGUGGCGUCGACGUAUGUGGUCGGAUUAUGCGCCCGCCUUGUGUUAUCUGAAUUGUGAUGAAGCGCUGCUUAUUAAUGGCUUGAGCGCGUAUUUGGAGCCGGUUGAGGUGGAUGAAUCUUUAAUAAAAGCCUAUGCACUCGCAUUGAGUACGAAGGAUGUGCGUGUUGGCACUAUACCAUAUAAAAUUGCAAAAUACCAUCUGGAACAUUUUAAAAAGAUUCCGGAAAAUUAAAAAAAUCAAUAUUUUUACUAAAUAUAUACACUAAAGUGUUAUAAAAGUGAUGUUUAAACAAAUUUUUUAUUACAAUCAGCAAUGUGAAAAUUUGCAAGAAAAAAUCAUCAAUCAUAAUCAUUAUCAUAUCAUACAUAAAACUGGUUUAAAAGACAAGCAACACCAACAAAUGAAUUCUCGAAUAUACUUCAAAGUGUCCUAAAGCAUAUAUAGAAGAAGAAGAAGACACAAGUUGUUUACACAAUUUCAAUGAUUUAACAUUUGCAAGCCUAGCUAUAAACAUAAUUAUCAAAAUUACUUCAAUACCAAGAUCAAGCAAAAACUUUUUUGAUUCUUCAACGUUCAUGUUUCAAUACUCAGCAGAAUCUAAUUAUCAUUACUACAAUCAAAAUUUCC